Messenger RNA from Effrenium voratum, 1285 nucleotides. NCBI's taxonomy places the organism in Eukaryota, Dinophyceae, Suessiales, Symbiodiniaceae. The record is from the annotation of a GenBank genome assembly.
GAAUACUGGUGAGGUCCUUGCGGCUCAAGCUCGCAGGGCUCGUAGGAAGCAGGGCGGCUGAUGCCUGGGCCACAUGCAGGCUGUUGGAGGUGCCAUGCGCUUGGGCUCAGAGAGCGAUUCGGAGCCGGGCCUGUGCGACUGCCUCGUAGAGCGGUCGCCACGCUUGCUCCAGCGAGGCAUGCCACGGUCUCGCACAAGAGCCGCUUUCAGGAUAAAGCACUGUGGUCUCAGUGGCUGCGAGCAGUUUGUUCGAAGUGACGUCUUUCAUUAUAUGGCAAACAUGCCUCUUCGAUGGCUGCUGCCCAUCUACACGCUGUUUUACCUUUUUGGUUGGGUUGUGUUUGCCUUCUGGUGGCAGCUGGCGGCUGAUGGUUGUGAGCCAAAGAAGCUGACCUUCCGCCGCUCUUUCAUGCUCUCCCUGGAAACUAUGACUACGAUCGGAUACGGUGUGGCAGAUCCGUUCUUUGAUGACUGCCCCGAAGUUAUACCCCUACUAAUUGUGCAGUCGCUGGUCGGGCUUUUGAUGGAUGCCAUUUUCUUGAAUUUGAUAUACACGCGCUUCUCCACCGCCUUCACACGGGCGUCGAGCAUAAUCUUCAGUGACAAAAUCAUCGCCUACUCGGAGGACGGCUUUGUAAAGAUCUGCUUCCGGAUCUGCGAGGUUGCGAAGCGCCCGCUCAUUGAACCCUUGGUACGGAUGUAUGCUCUCAAGCAUGCGACAGACGCGCUUGACAAUACCGAGGUGGAUGUUGUCCAGAUGCGGCUGGAACAGCCAUGCGGAGACAUUGCCGACGGCAAGCUUUUUCUGUCCUUGCCUGCGAAAGUCAUCCACCGUGUAAAUACAGAAAGUCCCCUGAGCCAGGCCACAGAUGUUGGCAGCUUGGAGAAUUUCCUUGACUGCUUGCAGUCCCUGGAUUUUGUAGAAGUGAUUGCCAUUGUCAGCGGGACCUGCCCAAUUACAGGAAGCAGCCUUGAAGCACGUCAGUCAUACACUCUCAGCGACAUACAGUAUGACUGUGCCUUUGCGCCCUGCGUGGCUAUUCGGGAUGGCACGCACCGGGUGGACUUCACGCGUUUCCAUGAGACAGUGCCAGACAUUAAAUUUGCGUUGAUUGGGCUUCGCUGUGCUGAGGCUAUCCCUGCGGCUGUUGGCAUGAGGGUUUGGCAGUGGUCACGGUUGCAACAGCGCCCAAACCUGCGCAAUCAGCAGAAGGAUGGCCACAAACGGAUUCAGCAUUCAUUACUUUUUCUCGCUGGAAACAUCUUGCAAGCGGACGGUGAGUGA